CAUUACCGACAAACUCUCACGCGUGUGCAGUGCAGUGUUAAAAAAAAAUCAAAAUAUUAUUAUUUUUUUCUAAUAAUUAAUGAACAAUUAAUUAAAUAGUAAUCAAAAGUGUGUUCUGUUAAUAUUUAUUGAUAUUUAAAAUCAGUAAUUGAUUAUUUCACGUGUUGAUCAUCAAUCGAAAGAUGACGAGAAGUAAAAAAAAAAAAUUAAUUGCGAAUGUAAAAAAUGUUGAUGAUGAUGAUGUUAAAGAAGAAGAAGAAAAACCGAUUCCAGGGUUGCCGGAAAAAUAUUUACGAAUGCAAGUUAAUGCUGGCACUAAAUUACGAAAUGUUUUAAAGUAUGCGAUAAAACAUUUUGAUGAAUUUAAUAGUGUUUUAUGGACUGGUACUGGAAAAGGAAUUGAAAAAACAGUAACGUGUGUUGAAAUAUUCAAAAGACAAAAAACGGGAUUACAUCAAAUAAAUAAAAUACGUUAUGUUAAGUCUAAGACGGAUGAUAAAAUAAAAUUAGUACCUGAGAUAAAUAUAUUUUUAUCAAAAGAUGCAUUAAAUACUUCGGAACUUGGUUACCAAGCGCCAGGAGACAUAGGGAUGUUUGAGGAUUCAAAUAUAGUUCAGAGUCAAGGAAGUAAAAGUAGAAUGUCAGAGGAUGCUAUGAAGGAAUUUGCGGAAAUGGGUUUGAGAACGGGUCAAAAGAGGUCAAGGAAAAAGACAAAUAAUGAUGGCCCUAUUAAGAAGGGGAAAAAGGCGUGAAUAAAAUUUUAUUAACAAGUAAAUAAAUAGAACUUUUUUUUUUUAUUGCUCGCACGUGAGUAAUUAAAAACAAAUUUUUAUUCCAAUAAUUAUAUUUUUUAUUUAUUUUUAUUUUAUUUACCAAUGAAAAAAAUGUGGAAAUUUUAUAUGUUUAUUGUAAGAACAGAAGCGAAAAAUUAUACUGAGUACAAUUUUUAUCAGAUGUUUGCUGAAUUAGCAACCGUCCGCAAUUUACUUUUAAUGUUCGUUGGUAGUCAGCAAUUUUUAUUUAAAAAAAUCUACAAACAUUCAAUGCAACUAAAAAUAAUUAAAUUAAAGAAUAAAAAUAUAUUUAGAUAUUUAUCGUAAUUUUAAUUUAAAAAAUCUGAGAUAGUUGAGAAAAUAUUUAAAUCAGAGCCGAGUAACGUCACGCUCACCAGUUUGUUAUAUUUAAUUAAAUUUUAAUGCUUUUAUAUAAAUAUAUUUUUAUGAAAAAAAAAAAUAUUGUCGACAUUCUGGGUCGUGUUUGGAAUCUCCGGAUUUCCUGAAGUCUAAUAAUAGAAUACAAUUUUUAAAUGACGUAAUCGAGUCACUUUUUUAAAUUUUAAUUUUCGCGCGAGAUAUUUAAAUUUCAAAGAUUUUUCUGAAGU
Microplitis mediator is the source of this 1381-nucleotide messenger RNA. It is a transcript of the gene Rpp25, whose product is annotated as ribonuclease P protein subunit p25-like protein. NCBI's taxonomy places the organism in Eukaryota, Metazoa, Arthropoda, Insecta, Hymenoptera, Braconidae. Gene Ontology annotation, molecular function: RNA binding. Gene Ontology annotation, biological process: tRNA 5'-leader removal. The coding region runs from base 183 to 752 and encodes 189 amino acids. The record is from RefSeq and is a predicted model, not a curated record. The transcript is spliced from 4 exons. Gene Ontology annotation, cellular component: ribonuclease MRP complex.